Acanthosepion pharaonis is the source of this 459-nucleotide messenger RNA. The record is from the annotation of a GenBank genome assembly. Lineage: Eukaryota; Metazoa; Mollusca; Cephalopoda; Sepiida; Sepiidae.
AUGGCAGAUUAUCAUUUAGUCUUUCUGUUUCUUUCUUUAAAAUAUUUCCUUUUUCUUUCCUUCUUUCUUUCAAUCUUUUCUUUACUUUUCUAUCUUUCUUGUCAUUUCUUUCUUUCUUGUUUUUCUUUUUACUUUCCUUUAUUGAAAUAUUUCCUUUUCAUUCAUCCAUUCAUUCUUUCUUUCUUUCUUUCUUUCAUUUUCCUUCUGUUAUUGAAAUAUUUCAUUUUCUUUCUUUCUUUCUUUCUUUCUUUCUUAUCUUUUCCUGAAAUAUUUCCUUUUCUUUCUUUCUUUCUUUCUUUCUUUCUUUCUUGUAUUUUCCUUCUGUUAUCGGAAUAUUUUCUUUUCUUGUCUUUUAUUGAAAUAUUUCCUUUUCUUUCUUUCUUUCUUUCUUUCUUUCUUUCUUUCUUUCUUCUAUUGGAAUAUUUCUUUUCUUUCUUUGAUUUUGUUUCUUUCUUUUAA